UCAUGCUGCUGCCAAGUCCAGAGUCUCUCAUGGGUCCCUGUACGGCCUCCCAUUGCUGCUGUCUCCAUCGCCACACUCUGCCAUGUGCCACUUUCAGGUCUCCUCACACACUGCUGGGUUCCAUUUUUUGUCAUAGGGUGCUGGCAGAUUACGGGCCUCCCAUAGCUGCUGCCAGGCCCCUAAUCUGCCAUGGGCCCCUAUAUACCGCCUCCUCAUGCUGCUGCCAAGUCCAGAGUCUCUCAUGGGUCCCUGUACGGCCUCCCAUUGCUGCUGUCUCCAUCGCCACACUCUGCCAUGUGCCACUUUCAGGGUCUCUUCACACUGCUGGUGUGUUGAAUUUUUUG
Molecule: messenger RNA, 344 nt
Organism: Staurois parvus
Lineage: Eukaryota; Metazoa; Chordata; Amphibia; Anura; Ranidae
Source: the annotation of a GenBank genome assembly